Molecule: messenger RNA, 1492 nt
Organism: Aplosporella prunicola CBS 121167
Lineage: Eukaryota; Fungi; Ascomycota; Dothideomycetes; Botryosphaeriales; Aplosporellaceae
Exons: 3
Coding region: 1-1263 (420 amino acids)
Source: RefSeq, a predicted model, not a curated record
AUGCAUUGCAAAGGCAUCGCCACGCCAGAGGAAGUGCCCACGCCCGAAGAGCUCGAGAAACUCGCCAACGAGAUCCUCGACGUCCUCGGCCGCUACGGGAAGCACCUCGCGCCCAAGGAGGGCGAAGAGCACGCCUCCGGCUGGAUCGGCAAGCCGAUGUUCGUGGAGAAAGUCGUCAAGCAGCUCGAGCAAGGCCAAGCAAUCAAGAUGAUCCUGCCCGCCUUCCCCUGGAAGAGCAUCAACAAAGUCGAAAAAGUCACCGGCGCCCUCCCCGACCUCGGCGAGGAGCUCGCCCUCGCCCGCAUGAACCAGCUCUGCGACGACAUCAAGGCCGUCUACCCACCCGGCGGCGAAAUCCACAUCGCAACGGACGGCGCCGUCUUCGACGACGUCGUCGGCAUCCCGGACGAGGACACGUGGGCCUACAGCGAGGGGCUGAUGGACAUUGUGCGCGCGCGCGGCUACGCCCAGAACAUCAAGAUGCUGCGGAUCAUGGACAUCCUGGGGCACACGGCGGGCAAACAGCUUGAUAAGGCGACCUACCUCAGCCUCACGAAGCAGUGCCGCGAGGAGCUGCUGGCGUCCUAUGGGCGCUCCGAGGAGGAGGUCCGUGCCAUGAUGCGCGAGGAUAGUGAUACCCUGCUGACGUACUGCGGGUUCAUCCGCUUCCUCGAGUCGGACUUGCGCCAUAGCGAGGUGGCGAAGACGGCGACCAGCGGGCAGAAGUUCCGCAAGUGCGUCAAGAAGGUGGCGAUCAACAUGAUGAUCCGCGCGGAGUCCUUCACCAAGCUCCUCCAGUCCGCAUGCCCGGACUACGUGCGCCUGUCCAUCCACCCCUCCACCGGCGCCGUCAAGCUCUCCGUCCCCCUCAUCGUCACCGGCGCCGGCGACUUCCCGCGCACGCCCUGGCACAGCUGCGUCGCGCUCUCUGUCGACGGCAACUACAGCACCGUGCACAGCAAGAGCGUGCGCGACACGCACGUACUCGUUUGCCGCGACGACGAAGGCGCCCGCCCUUAUUACUUCCGCGAGAAGUCGCCGCUCUGGGACUGGGAGGAUGAGGAGGUCGUUUUCGAGCCCCGCUACCCGAAUCGCCUUGUUGUGAGGCCGAGUAGGUCCGUUAGGGGCGCGAAGACGCUGAGUAUGCAGCAGUUGGAGUUGUUGGCUAGCUUGAGGGAGAAGCAUGUUGCUGGUGAGGUCGAGGUCGUUGGGUUUGUGAAUGCGGCGGCGGCGGCAGCAGCAGCGGCAGCAGCAGCGUCUUGAUUCCGGAAGGGGCUAUAGUUUUCGUUUUUCCUUUGUCGUCGUUUUUCUUUGCAUCGUUUACUCUCUUUUACUGUUUUAUUCGUCUUCAUUGUCUAAAGUCAUUUGCAUAGCUACAUAGACCUGCUGGUUUUUUUUUUGCGCGUCGAUGAGAACGUAGCCAAGGUUAUCCCUUGAGUAGAUUAGAAAGAGAUUUGCUUUUGUUUUCAACUUCUACUGUUUUGUUAACGUG